AUGAACGUUCUCAUCUUUGGGGAUCAGACUGCCGACCAGUACCCUCUCCUGCGGAAGGCUAGCAUCCGCAAGAACAACGCGCUCCUUUCCACAUUCUUGGAACAAGUCAGCGUUGCUCUUCGAGAGGAAGUGCAGAAGCUGCCACGGACGCAGCGUGAGCUGAUCCCAGACUUUCUUAGGGUCACGGAUCUCGUGGAGGCAUAUUAUGCGAGGGGCUUGAAGAUCCCGCAGCUGGAGAGUUGCAUGGUCACGAUAUCACAGUUGUCACAUUACAUUGGUUACUAUGGUGAGAACCCGACGGAGUUCCCCAACCCGGCGAAUACGAGACUGCUCGGCCUAUGCACGGGUUUGCUUGCCGCGUCUGUGGUUGCAUCCUCAAGAACGCUUGGUGACUUGCUGCCACUGGCAAUUGAAGCAAUUCGGGUAGCGUUUAGAGCUGGUACCUGUGUCGGAACCGCCAAGGAUUCUCUCGAGCAGCGCGCAAACGAAAAAGAGAGCUGGUCGACCAUCGUCACCGGUAUCUCUGAGAACGUUGCAAAGAGUGCUAUCAGUGAAUUCCACGAUAAUCGAAGAAUAUCGGUUUCUGCCCAGGCCUACGUCAGUGCUGUUAGCGUGAUGGCCAUUACCAUCAGCGGUCCCCCGUCAACCACGAAGCGACUCUUCGACGAAAGCGAGGUUUUCAACAAGAAUACCAGAGUUCCCAUUCCCGUCUAUGCGCCAUAUCACGCUCCCCAUCUCUACGGUCAGAUUGAAAUUGACAGGAUAUUGAGCAGUGAAACUAGCGAGUUACUCAAGGCGUACCGACCUCUCUCUUUGGUCCACUCAGCAUCGACAGGUAAAUGUCACACAGCCACGACCACAUUCGAGCUUUUCCAGCUUGCUCUGAGCGAAAUCCUUCUGGAGCCAGUGCGAUGGGACAAUCUCCUCGAAGAGGUCGUUUCCCAGGUGACGGCUGUCAGCAGUGCCGAGUGCUCCAUUUCCGCUAUCGGUGUCACCAAUGUCGCAAACAGCCUUGCGUCUGCCCUGAAAGCCGGUGGCCAGUCUUCCGUUUCUGUCCGCGAUCACACCUUGUGGGGUACGAAAGCUGAGGAAUCACAAGGACGAACUCAAAACGACAAGAUCGCUAUUGUCGGUAUGGCUGGGCGUUUCCCUAGUGCUGCUAGCCACGAAGAGCUCUGGGAGCUCCUCGAGAAGGGCCUCGAUGUCCACAGAGAGAUUCCCUCCGACCGAUUCGAUGCCCAGGCUCAUUGCGAUCCCUCUGGCAAGGGAAAGAAUAAGAGCCACACGCCUUAUGGAUGUUUCAUCGAUCAGCCCGGCCUAUUCGAUCCUCGCUUCUUCAACAUGUCUCCUCGCGAAGCCGCCCAGACCGAUCCCAUGGGCCGCUUGGCGCUUGUCACUGCCUACGAAGCCUUGGAAAUGUCUGGCUACGUCCCGAAUCGCACGCCCUCGACCAAGCUCCACCGAAUCGGUACCUUCUACGGCCAGACAUCCGACGACUGGCGUGAGAUUAAUGCCGCCGAAAACGUUGACACUUAUUUCAUCACUGGUGGUGUCCGCGCCUUUGCUCCGGGAAGAAUUAACUAUUACUUUAAAUUCUCCGGUCCGUCGUACAGCAUUGACACAGCAUGCUCGUCUUCGCUCGCUGCCAUUCAAUUGGCCUGUACUUCUUUGUGGGCCGGGGACUGCGAUACUGCUUGCGCUGGUGGUCUUAACGUACUGACCAACCCGGAUAUUUUCUCUGGGCUUUCGAAGGGUCAGUUCCUGUCGAAGACUGGAAGCUGUAAGACCUACGACAACGACGCCGAUGGCUACUGUCGUGGCGAUGGUUGCGGCACUGUUAUUCUCAAGCGAUAUGAGGAUGCCAUUGCAGAUAAGGACAUCAUUCUUGGCUGCAUCCUUGGCGCAGCGACCAACCACAGUGCGGAAGCCGUUUCAAUCACCCAUCCCCAUGCUGGAGCGCAGGAAUUCCUUUACAAGAAAGUCCUCGCUAAUGCCGGUGUUGACGCCCACGAGAUCAGCUAUGUCGAGAUGCACGGUACUGGUACCCAAGCUGGUGAUGGUAUUGAGAUGACCUCAGUCACAAACACCUUUGCUCCUCGCCACAGGCAACGCCGCCCCGAGGAAACGCUUCAUCUAGGAGCUAUUAAGGCUAAUAUUGGCCAUGGAGAGGCUGCCUCUGGUAUCAACUCUCUUAUCAAGACUAUGAUGAUGAUGCAGAAGAAUGCCAUCCCCGCCAACGUCGGUAUCAAGGGUGUGAUGAACAAGACCUUCCCCAAGGACUUGAAGCAGCGAAAUGUUCACAUCGAGACGACGCAGGUUCCUUGGCCACGAAAGGGUGCUGAGAAGCGCAAGAUCUUCUUGAACAACUUCUCUGCUGCAGGUGGCAACACUGCCAUCGUUAUGGAGGACGGUCCUCUCCGGGAGGUUCCCGCUGCCGUCGACCCGAGAACUAUGCAAACUGUCACUGUUACCGCUCGGUCCAUCGCUUCGCUAAAGAGGAACAUCACAAACCUCAUCCAGUACCUGGACAACCACCCGGAGACUACUCUCUCGAGCCUGGCGUACACCACCACCGCGCGCCGCAUUCAGCACAAUUACCGGGUCGCAAUCUGUGUGUCUGAUAUCUCCAAAGUGAAGGAUGGGCUUCAAGCGCAGCUUAGAGACAGCUACAGCCCCAUUGCGAUGGUCCCAACCAAGACCGCUUUUACUUUCACUGGACAAGGCUCUCAGUACACAGGCCUUGGCAAAAAGUUGUAUGAGGAGAUGGAAACGUUCAAGGCCGACAUUGAGCAGCUCGACAACCUCGCCCGCCUCCACAAGCUCCCGUCCAUCAUUCCGCUUUUGGAUGGCACUGAUGUUGCAACUCUCUCCCCUGUGGUCGUCCAGCUUGGUAUGGCUUGCGUCCAAGUUGCCCUUGCACGUAUGUGGGCCUCUUGGGGUGUUAAACCCACUGCUGUCAUUGGUCACAGCUUGGGCGAGUAUGCCGCUCUCCACGUUGCGGGUGUUCUCUCUGCCAGUGACAUGGUCAUGCUCGUGGGACGCCGUGCUCAGAUCCUCGAGCAGGAAUGCACUGCCAACACCCACGGCAUGCUCGCUGUCAAGGCCAGCGCUGAGGCUAUCCGACAUGCACUUGGUGACAAGAUGACCGAGAUAGCCUGCAUGAACGGACCUCAAGAGACCGUCCUUUGCGGCACCGUUGGCGUUGUUGAGUCUACUAGCGAAUUGCUUUCUUUCAAGGGAUUCAAGGCAACCAAGUUGAACGUUCCGUUCGCUUUCCACUCCGCUCAGGUUGAGCCAAUCCUCGAGAAAUUCAAGGCUGCCGCCGCCUCUGCUGUAUUCAACAAGCCUGAGGUUCCCGUUUUGUCCCCUCUGACUGGUGAAGUCAUCCGUGAGGGAGGGAUCAUCGGGCCUGAUUACCUUGCUCGUCAUGCUCGCGAGACCGUGAAUUUUUGGAGCGCUCUUGCUACAGGCAAGGACGACAAGGUUUUCGAUGAGAAGACUGCUUGGGUUGAGGUUGGCGCCCACCCCGUCUGUAGCGGAAUGGUUAAGUCGUCGCUUGGUGGUACCCCUUGCACUGCUGGAUCUCUCCGCCGCAACGAAGAUCCCUGGAAGACUCUGGCUACUAGCAUUGCUACCCUUUACUUGACCGGUGUUGCCUUUGACUUCAACGAGUACCACAGGCAGUUCAAUGACGCUCAGGAGAUGCUAACUCUCCCGACAUACUCAUUCGAUGACAAGAAGUAUUGGCUCGACUACCACAACAACUGGACUCUCACCAAGGGUGAAGCCCGAGUUGCUGCGGAGCCGAAGGCUAUCGAGGCCCCUAUUGAUGUCCCCUCUAAGCUUUCUACUACUUCUUGCCAGAGGAUCGUUCGAGAGGAGCUCCACGCCAAUUCUGGCACUGUUGUCGUGCAGUCAGACUUGUCUGAUCCCAAACUUAGGGCGACGAUUAGUGGCCACCAGGUCAAUGGCACUCCGCUAUGCCCAUCUUCGCUAUACGCGGACCAGGCCAUGACCAUCGCUGACUAUCUCUACAAACAGCUUCGGCCCAACCUUCCCACACCGGGUCUGAAUGUCUGCGCCAUGGAGGUGCCCAAGACUCUAAUCCCACAGUUUCCUCCUCCCGCUGGGGGCCAGCAUAUUCAGAUUGAAGCCAAUGCCGACCUUGAGAUCAACCAAGUCGAACUGAAGUUCCGGACUGUCACCGCUGAUGGGAAAAAGAUUCUUGCAGAGCAUGCAUUUGGCACUGUCAAGUAUGAGGAUAUUGACACCUGGAGAGAGGAAUGGGCCCGCACUCAAUUCAUGGUCCAGACACAGAUCGACAUUCUGAAGCAGAAGCUCGAGACUGGAGGCGCUCACAAGGUUCUCCGCGGUAUGGCCUACAAGCUCUUCAAGGCUCUCGUCACCUACGCCGACAACUACAAGGGUAUGGAGGAGGUUAUUUUGGACGGCAAGCAGACCGAAGCCACCGCCUCCGUUCGAUUCCAGACGACUCCUGCGGAUGGCGACUUCUUUGCCUCCCCUUAUUGGAUCGAUUCCUUGUGUCAUCUUUCCGGGUUCAUCGUCAAUGCUUCGGAUCAUCUUGACUCUGAUAACUCGGUGUACAUUUCCCACGGAUGGGGCUCAAUCAAGAUCUCUAGACAACUUUCUGCUGAAAAGAAGUAUCGCUCCUACGUGAGGAUGCAGCCUGCUCCAGGCAACAUCUCCGUCGGCGAUGUGUACAUUCUUGAGGGUGAGGAAGUCAUUGGCUUGGUCACUGGGCUGAAGUUCCAGAACAUCCCGCGUCGAGCUCUCAACAUCAUGAUGCCUCCGGCCGGCAAGGCUCCUGCCAGAGGUGCCGCUUCCGCACCUGCACUCAAGACUACCCCUGUCAGGGUUGCACCAGCUAAGCAGAAGCCUGCUGCUAAGCCUGUCAAGCCUGUCAAAGCAUCCCCUCGAGCACCAAAGCAGUCUGGCAACACCAUCACCUCCCGCGUCAUGAAGAUCAUCGCCGAGGAAACGGAUGUUGACAUGUCCGAGCUUGUAGACGAAGCUGCGUUUGAGAACCUCGGUGUUGACUCUCUCAUGUCUCUCACCAUCUCUGCUAAGUUCCGCGAAGACCUUGACUUGGAGAUUAGCUCCACUCUCUUCACCGAUUACCCUACCGUCGGUGAGAUGAAGAAGUUCUUCUCUCAGUAUGAUGGUGGAGCUCCCCUUGUCGAGGAUGACAACGAGUCCGACACUACAGAGGAGGCCGAUCUCUCCACUCCAUACGAGGCAGGUUCCGCUAGCACCCCUCCCAGCUCUGCUCCCAGCGUGUCUGGCAAGGAUUCUUCUAUCGACACAAAAGUCUCUGGAUCCUCCGCCGCCAAUGGUGAGGCAAGCCUUGCUAAGAAGAUUGUUGCCGAGGAAAUGGGUGUCGACGUCUCUGAGAUCACCGACAAGCUUGACCUCUCCGAGAUGGGAAUGGAUUCCCUAAUGAGCUUGACCAUUCUGGGGGCCCUUCGUGAGCAGACUGGUAUUGAUCUCCCCUCGACAUUCCUCGUCACCAACGUCACCAUUGAGGACAUCGAGAAUGAGCUCGGCAUGCGCCCCAAGCCAAAGGCCGCCGCUCCAGCUACAGUCGCUACCAAGACUCCCCCAAAGCCACCCCAACUUUCCGAAGUGAACAAGAGGCUUGAAAAGGUUUUGGAUAUUUCGAAGUUCCCUCCUUCCACUUCAGUCCUUCUUCAAGGCAACCCCAAGAUCGCCACGAAGAAAUUCUUUCUCAUCCCUGACGGGUCUGGAAGCGCGACAUCCUACAUCUCCAUCCCCAACAUCUCUCCAGACAUGGCUGUGUACGGACUCAACUGUCCAUUCAUGAAGCAGCCAGAGAAGUGGACCUGCGGUGUUGAGGGUGUCUCUGCUCUCUACCUCCAAGAGAUCAAGCGCAGACAGCCAGAGGGCCCUUACCUCAUCGGCGGGUGGUCUGCUGGAGGUGUUAUGGCUUACGAAGUCACCCAGCAACUUGUCAACAAUGGUGACGAGGUUGAGAGCCUUGUGUUGAUUGAUGCUCCAUGCCCCGUUGCGCUUGACCCUCUCCCAGCCCGCCUCCACAUCUUUUUCGAUCAGAUCGGGCUUCUCGGCACUGGUAAGCCGGGCGGUACUCCGGGCUGGCUCCUUCCUCACUUUGCCUCUGCCAUCAAGAACCUGAAGGAUUACGACCCGGUCCCCAUGGACAAGACCAGGGCACCACCUGUCCUUGCCAUCUGGUGCACUGACGGUGUCUGCCCCAACCCUGACGACCCUCGUCCUCCACCAGGUGAGGGAGAGGAUCCAGCCCCCAUGAAGUGGCUUUUGAACAACCGUACUGUCUUUGAUGACAAUGGUUGGGCACAGUUGCUCCCGAAGGAAAACUUCGAAUACGCCGUCAUGGGUGGCAACCACUUCACGAUGAUGAAGGGUGAACAUGGUGCCACUCUCGGCAAGCUCAUCCAGAAGGGGCUCAAGCUUUGA
Messenger RNA from Lindgomyces ingoldianus, 6474 nucleotides. Its product is annotated as ketoacyl-synt-domain-containing protein. Gene Ontology annotation, molecular function: 3-oxoacyl-[acyl-carrier-protein] synthase activity; phosphopantetheine binding; fatty acid synthase activity. The transcript has 3 exons. Lineage: Eukaryota; Fungi; Ascomycota; Dothideomycetes; Pleosporales; Lindgomycetaceae. The record is from RefSeq and is a predicted model, not a curated record. Gene Ontology annotation, biological process: fatty acid biosynthetic process. Bases 1 to 6474 code for a protein of 2157 amino acids.